AUGCAACUACUAACGACUGACGGCCUUGUUACCCGCGGUGGAGCACUGCAGAGCUCCCAGAAUCUCGAAGGGACUGAUCCUGUGGCCGUCGUGGGUUUUUCUUUGAGAUUCCCUCAGGAUGCCACCUCCCCGCAAUCCUUCUGGAAAAUCCUUCAAGAAGGACGAUCCGUCACAACUGAAGUUCCCCCUGACCGAUUCAAUAUAAAUGGCUUCUACCACCCAGAUGCGUCUCGGAAUGACACAGUAAACGCGCGGGGCGGUCAUUUCUUGAAAGAGAAUGUGGCAGCCUUUGACGCACCGUUCUUCUCCAUGAGUCCCGGUGAGGUGGAAAGCUUGGAUCCUCAGCAACGGGGUCUUCUGGAAACAACGUACAGAGCCCUCGAGAAUGCUGGCAUUCCCGUCGAAAGAGCAGCGGGCUCCGCCACCUCCGUGUAUGUCGGGGCACUGGGAGUGGAGUACAACCGAUUCUUCGAAUUUGACGAAGAGGUCCAGGCCACGUACAAGGCUACCGGCAACUCGGGAGCCAUCUUAGCCAACCGGCUGAGUUGGUUCUACGAUCUGCGGGGCCCGAGUAUGACCAUUGAGACAGCUUGCUCUAGCAGCUUGAUUGGCCUGCAUCUUGCGUGUCAGAGCCUGCGAUCGAAGGAGUCGCGAAUGAGUUUGGUAUGCGGUUCACAGCUCUAUCUUGAACCGAUGACAAGCGCGAUCUCUCUCUCCGCUUUGCAAUUCAUCUCUCCUGACAGUCGCUGUCACAGCUUCGGAGCUGAUGGUAACGGCUAUGCCAAGGGCGAAGGGUUCGGCGUUCUGGUACUCAAGCGGCUGAGUGAUGCUAUAGCUGAUGGCGAUGUAAUUCGGGCGGUGGUCCGGGCUACUGCGACGAACCAAGAUGGCCGCACCCCCGGUAUCUCUCAGCCAAGUCAGGCAGCACAGGAGAAGUUGAUCCGGGAGGCGUACCGUUCGGGUGGUUUGGAUCUCGCCUCAACCCGAUUGUUUGAGGCCCAUGGCCCGGGAACAAAAUUGGGUGACCCCAUUGAAGCAGGUGCUAUCAAAUCAGUCUUCCAGAAACAUCGCAGCCCGGACGAUCCGAUGCACAUUGGUGCAGUCAAGGCCAACAUCGGCCAUUUAGAAGCGACAGCUGGUCUCGCGGGAUUGAUAAAGACAAUCCUGAGUCUGGAGAAAGGCAUCAUUCCCCCGAUAGCGGGGCUGAAAGAGGUCAACCCUCGCAUUCCAGCUGAUGAAUGGAAUCUAAAGUUUCCGACGAAGCCGCUUCCAUGGCCCACUGAUGGCCUGCGGCGAGCGUCGGUCAACGCAUUUGGCUAUGGCGGAUCGAAUGCCCACGCUGUCCUGGAUGACGCAUACAACUACCUGCGGGAGCAUGGCCUCGAAGCACACCACAUCACUGUCAAAAGACCGCCCACCCUCGCCAUCCUGGAGAAUGGUGUGGCCAAUGGCAUUGCCAAUGACCACAGUAACGGCCAUACCAAUGGCCACGCUAACGGUUACACGAACGGUCAUGCAAAUGCUCAUACAAAGGGAGACCCAAAUGGCAACGCAACCAAUGACUAUAAUAGCCAUAAUAGAAAUGGUGCGACAGUGUCUAACGGUACCUCGCAUGAGGAGCCGGAGGAGACCCAAUACGUUUUCACCUGGUCUGCCUCUGAUUCAAACGGAAUUGAGCGACUCGGAGCAGCAUAUGAAAAUUACCUAAGUCUAAUCGAACCUCAAGAUGUCUCAGAAGAGUUUCUGCGGGACCUGGCCUACACCUUAUCCAACAAACGAAGUGUUCUGCCAUGGAAGACUUUCGCGUUGGCGGGAAACCUGGAAAGUCUCAAGACGCAGGUACAAACUCUGCCAAAGCCCGUGCGAUCGUCCACAAGUCCGCGGAUAAACUUUGUCUUUACAGGCCAAGGUGCGCAGUGGGCUCGAAUGGGGAUUGAGCUUUUGAAGUUCGAGACUUUCCGGCAAAGCAUUCUAAAGGCGGACUCCUAUCUGAAAGGACUCGGGAACUCCUGGUCGCUGAUCGAAGAGCUUCAUAAACCUGCAGAUUCUUCUCAGAUUGAUAGCCCGGCGUUAGCACAGCCGCUAUGUACAGCUCUGCAGGUAGCACUGGUGGAGCUCCUCGAAGGAUGGGGAGUGGUUCCCUGGGGCGUGGUGGGCCAUUCGUCGGGAGAGAUUGCUGCUGCAUUUUGCGCAGGAGCAAUUUCUCGUGAAUCAGCAUGGACAAUUGCCUAUUUCCGUGGAGCACUGGCUGCUCGGGUAGCAGAGUCUAAAACUGGCGAACGUGGAGCUAUGAUGGCUGUUGGCCUAACUGCCUCUGAACUCCAGCCUCAUAUAGAUGAGAUCUCGGCCGUCCAUGGUCAACAAUGCCUGUCAAUUGGUUGCAUCAACAGCGCCAACAAUAUAACCGCGACAGGGUUGGAUAAGUCUAUCGACGUCCUCAAGGUCCGCCUAGAUGAGAAGAAGGUGUUUGCCCGCAAGUUGAAAAUUCCAGUUGCCUACCAUUCUUCUCACAUGCAAGUGAUUGCUGAAGAAUACAAGAGCCUUUUGCAGGGUAUUUGCCAACCAAGGCAGUCUCCUCGGAAAGGCGAAGCACCUGUUUUUUGCUCAUCAAUCACAGGACAACCUGUCCCAGUCAAACAGCUCUCUCUGCCCCAAUACUGGGUCAAGAACCUUGUGUCGACUGUCAGGUUUUCCGAAGCUCUUGGACAAUUGUCCCAAGCCAGCCGCAAUUCGGGGUCUAACACGCAAGUGGAUCACUAUGUUGAGAUCGGCCCACAUGCAGCUAUGCAAAGAGCGGUCAUGGACAAUGUGCCUCAAUCUGAAAACGUCAAAUAUGACUCAGCGAUGCGGCGAGGUGUCUCAGGACUGAAAUCCUUGCAGCAGCUCUCCGGAAAGCUUUGGACCGAGGGAUACCCAGUCAGAAUUGAAGCUGUCAACAGCUAUGGGUCGAACCGAUCGGCGAAAAUGGUAGUAGAUCUACCAGAGUACCCCUUCAACCAUUCACAGACAUACUGGCUCGAGAGUCGACUGUUCAAGAAUUACAGAACUCGCGACAAUAUUCGACACGAGCUAGUCGGCAUUCCCACGAAUGACUGGAAUCCGCUUGAGCCGAAGUUUCGCUUCACCAUCCGGGUAUCCGACCUUCCAUGGCUCACGGACCAUCGGUUGAAUGGAUCCCCGGUCUAUCCUGCUGCGGGAAUGGCAGUUAUGGCUAUAGAGGCUGCGAGGCAUCUAGCCAAGCCAGGUCAUGCAGUUAGAGGAUACCGCCUGCGAAACGUAAGGAUCUUCUCUGCUUUAGUCGUCCCUGAGACUCCUGAAGGGGUAGAAAGCCAGAUCUUCCUGCGUAAUGCAGAGAAUAGUCGAACCACUGGUGUUCAGACAAUUGAAUGCAGAGAGUUCAAUGUAUAUGUGUACUCAGACAAUGAAUGGCGGGAAGUCUGCGCUGGAUCUGUCGUGACGGAAUAUGAAGAGACGCCCGACGAAGUGUACGGAGCAGACGAGCGAAGCCUGACAAAGGACUAUUAUCAGUCGAUGUACCAACAAGCCCUUGACCGCUGUUCAGCGACGAGUACUCAGCAGGUUUUCUAUGAUGCUGGUCACAAGAUCGGGUAUGGUUUUGGUCCCCUAUUCAAUACUCUCCACGACCUAGCCUACGAUCCGGAAGGGGACCAAGCUGUGGCCGUCGUUAAACCUGAUGAGUGGAGAGGUAAAGUUCCCGAGAAGAACUCUCAGGUUCAGCCGCAUAUCAUUCACCCCACAGCCUUGGACGGGGUGUUCCAAGUUACGGCAGUGGCGACCACCAAAGGUGGAACACAGCUUGGUCCAUUACAGGCACCGACUCAAUUGCGAGACUUCUGGAUCUCACAUGAUCUCAUCGAGCGCAAACCAUCCACAAAGUUGAAUAUUCUGGCGCAGACGACGCUGCAAGCAGCUCGAGAAACCGACUCGUUCAUUCUUGCCAUCAAUUCGGAGACGGGAGAACCAGCCAUUGUGAUAGACGGCUAUCGGGUGACAACUGUGUCCAGCCUUAGCUACAAGCCAUCCGAGAAACGCAACAUCUUUUACAGGCUUGAUUGGAAGCCUGAUGUUGACCUUAUUAGUAGCUCACAGACAGAGACUUACUGCUUGGACAAGGAGACAAUGCCCGUGGAAUGGAAGCCUUCCAAAAAUGUGGUGACACUGCACUACAUGUCGGAAAUGUUGAAGGAGCUGGACGCCCAAGGCUACGAGACUACCUCCCCAUACUUCCAGAGAUACUUGGCCUGGGUGCGGUACCAUUUCGAUCUUCUGGGUGAGAGCAACCCUCUCCUUCAAUCACCAUGGAAAGAUACAUUCGCGGAUGACAGUCGCCGCAUGCAGUACUUGGCGGAUUUCGCAGCAACAGGCCCGGUUGAGGGUGCGGUUAACUCGUUCUGCAAGCACCUCGCCGCGAUUGUCCGCGAAGAAGUGGAUCCGUUAGACCUCCUGUUCAAUCAAGGCUUGGCGAAAGACCUGUACAAGGACGAGAUCUUCGUAAUCACCGCCAAGCGGAUGGCGGUGUUCAUGGAUCUCCUUGCGCACAAGAAUUCCAAGCUUGAUAUCCUUGAGAUCGGUGCUGGUACUGGAAGUGGUACCCAACAAAUUCUGUCGGCCUUGGGCAAACAGGGUAACGACAAAGGCGUGACUCCCAGAUACCAAUCCUACACCUUCACCGAUAUUUCUCCCGGGUUCUUUGAAAAGGCCAAGGCUAAGUUUUCCGAUCAUGUUGAUCGCAUGACUUUCCAGACACUGGAUAUCGAGCGAGACCCAGCUGCACAGGGAUUCACACCGGGUGGAUACGAUGUCGUGAUUGCUGCCACUGUGCUGCAUGCUACACAAAGUGUCAGUGAUACUCUGAGUCAUGCCCGCUCCUUACUGAAGCCAGGCGGCUACAUCAUCCUCAUGGAACCAACCAACAAACAUGACACAGUGCUAAAUGGCAUUUGGGGAACACUUCCAGGAUGGUGGAGAUCAACGGAGGAGGACCGGAAGUGGUGCCCACUGUAUUCUCGGGAUGAAUGGGAUUAUUACCUAAAACAGACCGGAUACACUGGGGUGGAAAUGGCAAUCACUGACUUCCCAGAUGCCGAGAACCAUACCCUCAGCUUCCUCCUCUCUCGAGCAUCUCAUGAGGAAUCAAACCAGCUUCAACUUCCGGAGUCGCUCUUUAUUGCUGCCGAAACUGAGUUUCAGCUCAAGGUUGCGGGAGAAAUUGCUUCCUACAUCUCCUCUACGUUCGGGAAGAAAUGCGACAUCCUCACGCCUGAUGCUAUCUCCGAGCAAAUUUCACAGUCGAAUGUUUGUCUCUCACUGCUUGACCUGGGGCGCCCAUUCCUAGCGGCAAUGAGUGGGAAAGAUUUUGCUCGCUUCAAGAGACUUGUGGACUUCUCAAGUCACAUCUACUGGAUAACGUCCGGUGCAGAUGGAAACGCUCCCCUGCCAGAAAACGCAAUGAGUUCCGGAUUUAGCCGAGCGGCCAUGCUUGAGAAGCCUGGUCUCUACUGGGCCAAUUUGGACAUUCAAGACAUAGCCUGCGCAGGCAAAGCAAUUUCGAGGGUUCUUCAGCGCUCAUAUGGGGUGUCUGGAGUUGAAAAUUGGGAGGGUGAUUAUCUUGAGGCCAGCGACGUGACACUCAUCCCUCGAGUGGUAGAAGCCAAUGAUAUCAAUGAUUAUGUAUAUUCUCAGACUGGCAACCGGGACAUCGAGCGAAGGCAGCUUGGAAGGGAGCCAUCUGAGGCUCUAGAAAUUCAAUUUUCUCCUGGGCAGCUUGGCAGUUUCCGGUACGCCAGGGAUGAAACUCCAAGUAAGCCCCUCUCGGAAGACGAGGUGGAGGUGGCAGUCAAGGCCACGGGAGUCAACUUUGCCGACGUGAUGUGCGUACUUGGACAGAUCACAGACUCUUACAUUGGACAUGAGUAUGGGGGUGUGGUCCGCCGAGUUGGUUCAGCAGUGAAAGAUCUGGCCCCCGGGGAUCGCGUUUGCGGUAUGGCAUCUGGGACAUUCAAGACGUUCGUCCGGAACAAAGUCCACACCACCAUUCCUAUUCCGGAUCAUAUCGCAUUCACCGAUGCCUUCCCAGCGGUGUGGCUGACAGCGCUGUACGGUAUCACGCACCUGGGCCGCCUUCGUAAAGGCGAGUCUGUACUCAUACACGCAGCCGCGGGCGCUGUCGGACAGGCUGCCAUCCAGCUGGCACAGAAUAUUGGGGCGGAUGUAUUUGUGACGGUGAGUUCGUCGGUCAAGAAGAAUCUUCUGCAAGAGCGUUACGGAAUCCCUGGCGACCGUUUCUUCUCUAGCCGCAAAUUGGCAUUUGGGAAGCAGAUCCUGCGCGCAACCAACGGUCGCGGUGUCGAUGUCGUCCUCAACUCAAGCUCAGGUGAGGCGCUCGCAGAGACCUGGAGGUGUGUCGCGCCUUUGGGACGGUUCGUUGAGAUUGGAAAGCGAGACAUCUACUCUUUCCAGAAGCUUGCCAUGUAUCAAUUCUCCAAGAACGUCACAUUCUCAUCGCUCGACCUACAGACAGUAUACAAGAACCAUCCGUCAGUUAUUAAACAAUUGAUGGAUGAGCUACAUGAGCUGCUUUUUGCAAAGAAACUGGGUCCUCCUCACCCGGUAACACAGUUUUCGCGCGGAGAAUUUGAGUCGGCCUUUCGCUACCUCCAGACGGGCCGUCAUAUGGGCAAGGCAGUCAUCAAUUGGGAGGAAGAGGCUGAAGUCUCGGUAGUUCCCAGUAAUGAUCCGGAAUAUGUCUUCAACUCUCAGGCCAGUUAUAUCAUUGCUGGUGGGCUGGGCGGUAUCGGCCGGAGUCUCUCGAGGUGGCUUUCCACUCGAGGGGUCAAGCAUUUGAUCUUACUGUCUCGCUCGGGCGCAGUUUCUGAUGAUGCUAUUGAGCUAGUCAAUGAGCUUACAGAAAGAGGUGUCAACGUUAUCACUCCCAAGUGCGACGUCAGCAACGCGGAUUCUCUGGCAAGCGCACUCAGUGAUUGCGAGCGGACAAUGCCCCGAGUCAAGGGAGUCAUCCAGGCCUCCAUGGUACUCAAGGACCGAUUGUUUGACAACAUGUCUCUGGCUGAAUGGCAGGCAGUGCUCGACCCCAAGGUUGCUGGAACAUGGAACCUUCAUCACCAUCUUCCAGCUGACAUGGACUUUUUCGUCAUCUUGUCGUCUCUGGGAGGUAUGAUUGGAUCGAGAGGCCAGUCCCAGUACAAUGCCGCUGCGACAUUCCAGGAUGCAUUUGCUCGCCAUAGAUGGGCACACGGCCAGAAGUGCAUAUCUAUUGAUGUCGGACUACUCACGUCCGUCGGGUACGUAGCGGAACAAAAGGAUGUGUCAGAGAGAUGGGUCAACGCCGGUUUCGAUGCCCUUUCCGAGAAGGAGCUUCACAGUGUUGUUGACUGGGCCUGCAAUCCUCGCCUGAACGUGUCAUCAGGAUGGGAGACUCAGGUCCUCACAGCCCUCAACCGGCCCAUGGCCAUGAUCAAGCAAGGCAAAGAACUGCUGCCUUACAUGAAGCGGACCAUGUACCGACAUCUGCACCGGAUGGACCAGAGCACCACUGCGUCCGCCCCUACCUCUGCUCAGGCUGUAGACUACGGGGCUCUGCUCGGGGAUGCUGGUAAUGUAGAAGAAGCAGGGGCCAUUAUUGCCACGGCUCUGGCUCAGAGACUCUCGCAAGCUCUCUCAGUACCGGAGGAGGAUGUUGAUAUCAAUAGGCCUGCUCAUUCCUUCGGUGUGGACUCGCUGGUGGCCGUCGAGCUGCGGUUCUGGUUCGCGAAUGAGAUGAAGGCUGAGCUCUCGGUCUUCAAUAUUUUGGCGGACUGUAGCAUUCGGGAGUUGGGUCAGCAAGCGGCUGGCAAGAGUCAUUAUGUGCAGAAGAGGCAGGAGAACUAAGAAUACCUGUCAUUUGUAAUUUAGUAUAUGGUCGUUAGAUUACAUCAAAU
This is a messenger RNA of Aspergillus welwitschiae, 7958 nucleotides long. Its product is annotated as type I polyketide synthase. Lineage: Eukaryota; Fungi; Ascomycota; Eurotiomycetes; Eurotiales; Aspergillaceae. The coding region runs from base 1 to 7908 and encodes 2635 amino acids. Gene Ontology annotation, biological process: fatty acid biosynthetic process; secondary metabolite biosynthetic process. Gene Ontology annotation, molecular function: oxidoreductase activity; zinc ion binding; fatty acid synthase activity. The transcript is spliced from 6 exons. The record is from RefSeq and is a predicted model, not a curated record.